Amphimedon queenslandica is the source of this 1213-nucleotide messenger RNA. Its product is annotated as GDP-fucose protein O-fucosyltransferase 1-like. Gene Ontology annotation, molecular function: peptide-O-fucosyltransferase activity. The coding region runs from base 25 to 1164 and encodes 379 amino acids. The record is from RefSeq and is a predicted model, not a curated record. NCBI's taxonomy places the organism in Eukaryota, Metazoa, Porifera, Demospongiae, Haplosclerida, Niphatidae. Gene Ontology annotation, biological process: Notch signaling pathway; protein O-linked glycosylation via fucose; regulation of Notch signaling pathway. The transcript is spliced from 7 exons. Gene Ontology annotation, cellular component: endoplasmic reticulum.
AGAUAAAUUUUAUUUCACAUAAAAAUGGAAGGUGGAAGUCGAGGUGGAAGUGUACCAUUAUUGUUAUUGUUCCUGCUCUCUUUCUCUUGUCUCUGCUCUUGUACUCCAGUCUGGGAUGACAAUGGCUACCUUGUAUUUUGUCCAUGCAUGGGUAGGUUUGGUAACCAAGCUGCUCAUUACUUAGGAGCAAUGGCUUUUGCUAAAGAUAUCAACAGGACACUAGUACUCCCGCCAUGGAGAACAUAUGUACGUCAGAGAAAUGUUCCAUUUGAAGAGUGGUUCAGACCAGAAGCAGUGACACUGUACCAUAGAGCUAUCACAAUGGCUGAAUUUAUGACUCACUUUGGAGAUAAAUGGACGGAAAGAAUUGGCUAUUGUUAUAAGCCGUACAAUCCUGACGCGGCAAAGGACUGUCAAAUGAAAAAUGGGAAUCCUUUUGGACCUUUUUGGAAUGAACUCGGAGUCAAUUUUACAAAGUCAGAAAUUAUAACACUAUCGUAUGAUACAUCACAUCCUCAGAUUAAACAACAAUGGCUUGAGAGGUAUCCAAGCAGUGAGCAUCCAGUCAUAGCAAUGAAAGGAGCUCCUGCUUCAUUUCCAAUGAAGAAACACCACAGGAGAUUACAGAGGUACCUUGUAUGGAGUGAGUACAUAGCUAGCAGAGGAAACGAGUUUAUUAACAACACCAUGAAGAAUUCAAAAUACAUUGGGAUACACUUAAGAAUGGGAUCAGACUGGCAAAUUGCUUGCUCACGUGGUAAAGGUGUUCGAUCAUUCUUUGAAUCGCUACAGUGUUUGGAAGAAGAGCCAGAAGAAGUGACUGUUGAUGACAGUAUAUGCAUACCAAAGAUGGAGGAUAUCAUAGCUGACAUUAAAUAUGUACUAAGUAUAACUACUGAUGUAAAAUCUAUUUAUAUAGCAACUGAUGUCCAACAUAGUAAUAUACUAAAGGACUUUAAUACUCAAUUAGGUCAAGGGGUUAAAAUAUAUUCAUUGAAUCAAGAUCUGCCUCAGUUGGACUUAUAUCUAUUAGGAAGGAGUGAUUAUUUCAUUGGUAACUGUGUGUCAUCAUUCACUGCCUUUGUUAAGAGAGAGAGGGACGUUGCUGGACUCCACAGCAGCUUUUGGGGACGCAUAAGAACACAAUUAAAGGAUGAACUAUGACCAUUAAUUUUGCAUUGUUUUUAGCAAUAAUUAUUUUUAUUUUACCACC